Messenger RNA from Neoarius graeffei (lesser salmon catfish), 2133 nucleotides. It is a transcript of the gene lrrc4.2, whose product is annotated as leucine rich repeat containing 4.2. NCBI's taxonomy places the organism in Eukaryota, Metazoa, Chordata, Actinopteri, Siluriformes, Ariidae. Gene Ontology annotation, biological process: postsynaptic density protein 95 clustering; synaptic membrane adhesion; excitatory synapse assembly. Gene Ontology annotation, cellular component: glutamatergic synapse; postsynaptic density membrane; plasma membrane. The record is from RefSeq and is a predicted model, not a curated record. Gene Ontology annotation, molecular function: protein binding. Bases 157 to 2106 code for a protein of 649 amino acids. The transcript has 2 exons.
CAGUGUUAUGCAAAUUAAAAAGGGACAUUCAAAGGAGAACUAAUGAUUACCAUCCUGCACUGUCGAUGGAAAGCAGAAGCAGUGUCUUGCUCAAGCCAGGGUAGGGCCACUGUUCUCCGUUCCCGAGCCGAAUCCCCACAUGAUGUUGAAUUAUGAAUGCGCCACAUCAUGAGUCUCUUGUGGCAGGUAACUGUGCACUGGAACGCAGCCCUGCUCUGUGCAGUCUACCUCAUGGUGCGAGCGUGGAGUGUGUGCGCCACCCCCACCGGACCACAGAACUGCCCAGCUGUAUGCUCCUGCAGUAACCAGUUCAGCAAGGUGGUGUGUACCAGGCGUGGCCUGGUCCGAGUGCCCCCUGGCAUUCCCACUAAUACACGGCACCUCAACCUCAUGGAGAACAGCAUUGAGGUAAUCCAUGCUGACACCUUUCGACACCUCCACCAUCUGGAAGUGCUGCAGCUUGGCAGGAACUCCAUCCGGCAGAUUGAGGUGGGGGCAUUCAAUGGUCUCACCAAUCUUAACACCCUGGAGCUCUUUGACAACCGGUUGACUGUAAUCCCAAGUGGCGCUUUUGAGUACUUGUCUAAGCUGCGGGAAUUAUGGCUCAGGAACAACCCUAUUGAAAGCAUACCGUCUUAUGCAUUCAACCGUGUCCCCUCCCUCAUGCGACUGGAUUUAGGAGAACUGAAAAAACUGGAGUAUAUCUCUGAGGGUGCUUUCGAAGGAUUAUACAACUUGAAAUACCUAAACCUUGGAAUGUGUAAUCUGCGGGAGAUGCCUGUCCUUUCCCCAUUGGUGGGGCUGGAGGAACUAGAGAUGUCAGAAAACUACUUUCCGGACAUCAAACCUGGAUCCUUUAGGGGUCUGAAAUCCUUGAAAAAGCUCUGGAUUAUGAAUUCCAAAAUCACCAACAUGGAGAGAAAUGCAUUUGAUGAUGUCACAGCCUUGGUUGAACUCAACCUGGCCCAUAAUAACCUUAGCUCUUUGCCCCAUGACCUUUUUGCACCCUUGAGUUACCUGGUAGAGCUGCACUUGCACCAUAACCCAUGGCGGUGUGACUGUGAUGUAGUGUGGCUGGCUUGGUGGCUAAGAGAGUACAUCCCUACCAACUCCACGUGUUGUGGCCGGUGCCAUAGCCCUGCCCAUCUGCGAGGACGCUACCUAGUGGAGGUGGACCAGACUACAUUUCAGUGCUCUGCUCCUUUCAUCCUAGAUGCUCCAAGGGACCUUAACAUAUCUGCAGAGCGAGUGGCUGAGUUCAAGUGUCGCACAGCUCCCAUGUCAUCUGUCAGAUGGCUCCUACCCAAUGGAACAGUUUUGACCCAUGGCUCCAAUCAUCCAAGGAUAUAUGUUCUCAAUGACGGAACUCUAAAUUUCUCCAAUGUUCUGCUAUCUGACACAGGUGUGUACACCUGCAUGGUGACAAACAUGGCUGGAAACUCCAAUGCAUCAGCUUACCUGAAUGUGAGCGCAGCUGAGCUCAACACCUCUGAACACCUAAGCUAUUUCACCACAGUCACUGUGGAAAUAGUGGAGUCAACAUCAGAAGAGGUGAUUAAACCGAAGACGGUCACGGCCUCACCCUCCGUCUUCCAGCCUGUGUUUAUCUCAACUCCAACUGUGUUAUUGCAGACACCAAGACAGGUUAGUGUGCCAACUAUCCGAGGAACAGUGCGCCCACCUGCCAGCUUGGACGAGGUGAUGAAGACUACAAAGAUCAUCAUUGGCUGCUUUGUUGCUGUCACACUGCUCGCUGCGAUCAUGCUAAUUGCAUUCUACAAGCUCCGUAAACGACACCAACAGAGGAGCACGGUGGCAGCUGCCAGGACUAUAGAGAUCAUUCAGAUGGAGGGGGAUGGUCCUCCUACCACAUCGGGAACAACUAUACCAGGAGAGGGUGGGAUGGUGCUACCAACUCUGAGAGAUCGUAACAACACCUACAAAUCCAGCUACAGCACCUACAAACCAGCACACUCUGCUCCCUGGACAGAGAACAGCAUUGGCAAUUCUCUGCAUCGCCCUCGGCCCACAACCAUCAGCACCAUCCCGGAACCCUACUUGAUUAAAACUCACACCAAGGAGAAGGUACAGGAAACCCAGAUCUAACAUUCCCAUAACCUUCUCCUCCUUCUA